This is a messenger RNA of Salvia hispanica, 984 nucleotides long. The record is from RefSeq and is a predicted model, not a curated record. Lineage: Eukaryota; Viridiplantae; Streptophyta; Magnoliopsida; Lamiales; Lamiaceae.
UAGCCCCCAGUGUUCAAAAAGUAUCGUCAAUCUUAGUACCAAGAAAAAUCAAACUCAAACACAACUCAUGGACUCUUCCUUCUUCCGAUUCGAAUUCCAAUUCCAAUUCCCCACCGUAGAAUACAUGCCGGAUCCCGAAUCCGACUCCCCCCAUUCCCUCUCAUGGGAACACGGCCCCUCCGGACUCCCCUUUAACGUUAACGACUCGGAGGAAAUGCUCCUCUACGGCCUCUUAGCCGAAGGGGCAGCCUCGGAGAGUAACUCCUGUUACUCUUCCAUCAAGGCAGAGGAGGAGGAGGUCGAACAAACCUCCUCCUCCUCAGCCUCUGCUUUUGGCACCACGGCCGCGGCCUCGGCCUCUGUCGCCUCUGGGGAGAAGAGGCAGAAGGCGUACAGAGGGGUGAGGCGGCGGCCGUGGGGGAAGUUCGCUGCGGAGAUACGAGACUCGACUCGGAACGGGGUGAGGGUGUGGCUGGGGACGUUCGACAACGCGGAGGCGGCGGCGCUGGCGUAUGACCAGGCGGCGUUUGCGAUGAGGGGGUGCGCGGCGGUGCUGAAUUUUCCGGUGCAGAGGGUGAAGGAGUCGCUGCAGGAGAUGAAGUGUGGGGUGGAGGAAGGGUGCUCGCCGGUCAUGGCGCUCAAGAAGAAGCAUUCCAUGAGGAAGAAGAGAAGCAAAAGUAGUAAGCAUUUUGAUUUAGAGAAAGAAAGAAGCCAUGAUAAUAGUGUGGUGGUUUUGGAGGAUUUGGGUGUUGAAUAUUUGGAAGCUCUUUUGACUUCUUCAUCACCAUCUUCAUCACAAAGUUGUUGAUUUUUUAUUUUUAUUUUUAUUUUUAUCUUUAUUUUUUUGGUGUUUCUUCAUCACUUUCUAUUGGUUAUCUUAUCUCUCUCUACUUUCUUGUGAAUUCCACUAAAGUGAAGGGAAUCAUUGGAGAAGGUUUUUGUGAUCGAUGUUAAAGGAUGAAACCUAUAGUAUUUUUUAAUUAA